Messenger RNA from Amphimedon queenslandica, 466 nucleotides. RefSeq lists its product as uncharacterized. The transcript has 4 exons. The record is from RefSeq and is a predicted model, not a curated record. The annotation marks the transcript as partial. Gene Ontology annotation, cellular component: trans-Golgi network. Lineage: Eukaryota; Metazoa; Porifera; Demospongiae; Haplosclerida; Niphatidae.
GAUUACCAAAGUAUAUCUAAAAUGUGAUCAGAAUGCAGACAGCCCAUCCAUUACUGCUGAUGGUGAUAAAGACACUCCUUUGACAUAUAUAUACCACUUGACAACAAAGUGUGCAUGUCCUGGAGGAUGUAGCGACAGGCCAGUACCAAGUGACCCUCCUACUAAGCCUGGAGGAGGUGGUGGUGGUGGUGGAAAAAGUGGUAAAAGCAGUGUAGCCCCUGGUAUAAUUGGCAUUGUGCUGGUUAUUGUGAUGCUCAUUGGUUUUGUCACUUACUUUGUGAUUGGAGCUGUUGUUUUGAACAGGAAAUUUGAAAAGGAAGGCAAAGAAAUGAUUCCCCAGAAAGACCUGUGGUUCUCAUUACCAUUCCUUGUUAAGGAUGGAUGUGUUUUUACAUUUGGACCUCUAGUGAGCCUCAUAAGACGUAAAGCAGGAAAAGGAGGAGGCGACUAUGAGAAUAUAAAAUAA